AUGGAAUGUGGAGGAAGUAUUAAUAUUUUUGAUCUGGAUACAAAAAUUUAUCCACCUUGUAAAACAUUUUAUGAUGCUGGAGAAAGAUCAAGGCAAUUAUUUGAAAAUAUUUCUCAUAUUAAUCAAGUUUCAUUAGUUUUAUUAAUAUUAAAUAUAGAUCUAAAUAAAACAUCACCAACAAUAAACUUAAUUGGUGAAAAAACAUUUGGAGAUUUAAAAAAUUAUUGUUCUUUUAAUAUUGAUUUUCAAGAUAUUAAUGGAAAUAAAAUCAAAGAGUCAGAAAUAAAGAAAAAACCAUUAUUAAUAAUUGAUGGGAAAUCAGUUUCAAGAUCAUUUAUAAAAUAUGUUGGAUUUGAAAAUAAUACUUUAUGUAAUAAAAAAUUAAUAUCAAUUAAUAAUUUAUUAUUCAAAGAUUGGAGUUCAACAUUAGUAUUUUCAAAUUCAUUACUAAAUAAACCUUAUCAUUCUUUAGAUUUUUAUUUUUCAUCAAUAACAACUACUGGUUCUUUUAAAUUUAUUGAGUCUGUAGAAGCAAACUAUACAGAGGGUGAUUUACCUGCAAAUUUUAUUUUUAAAGAUUGUCAUUUUGCAAAUGUUACGAAUCAAUAUCAAACACCUUUGUUUUAUAUGUAUUUUAAUAAUAUUAGUUUUGUAGAUACAGUUUUGGAUAAUAUGAAAUUGGUUUAUUCACCAUUUUAUUUAACAAUGUCAACUUUAGUAAUGGAAAAUUCCAUUAUUAACAAUAUUGAAUUGAUAACAAAUGAGGAUUUACCAAUAGUUAAUAUGAAUGGGUUUGUAAUUCAAUUUUAUAAUUUACAAUUUACAAAUAAUAAAAUAUCGACAUUUUUUAAAGGAUAUUUCCCAAAAAGACCCUCACAACCAAGGGAUCCGAAUAUAUUUAGGAAUUGUUUAUUUAAUAAUAAUAAUAUAAUUUCAAAAUCUUCAAAUAGUUUUAUAACGAUUUCAUUAUUUCAAAUUAUGGAAUCAAUUUACUUAUCUUUGGAAAAUACAAUAAUUUCAAAUAAUACAAUAAAUGGAAAAAUGUCCUUUCUAUCAAUUGAUAAAUCUUAUGAAAUAAAAUUUAAAAAUUCAACAAUUCCAAAUCAAUUUUCAAGUGCAAUUAUAAUGGAUAAUGGUUUUAUUGAUUUAAAAUCAAAUUCAAGAAUUGAUACUCAAACAACAAUCAAAGGAACAAAUAAUUUAAUAACCAUUGAUAAAUAUUCAUCAUUAAAUUUAAAUUUAGAAAAGUUUAAAAAAGAUUGUUUAAAAUGUAUAGUUAAUCUUUUUGACAAUAGUGAAAACAGCGAUGAUUUAGUAACAAAAAAUAAUAAAAUUCAUAAAUUUGAUAGAGGUGAUUUGAUUAAAAAAAUAAUUGUUCCAGUUUUGAUUUGUUCAAUUACAAUUUCUAUAUUUAUUUUGGUGGCCAUUUUUAGGAAAAAUAUUAAAUUGUAUUUUGAAAAUCUUAAAUCUCCAAAUAAUGGUAAUGUUAGUAACAAUAGUAUAAAUAACAAUAAUAAUGUAAAUGGUAAUUAUUUAUCAGAUAUAAUAGAAUACGAAUAUGGAGAAUCAGUUGAAGGAUUAUUCUCUAAUCAAACAUCGUGUGAUAAUCCUCAUACAUGUCCAUCAAGUUCAAGCCAUAUCGAUCAUAUUUCUGUGCUUGAUAAAAAUAACGAUGCUCCAGAAUUAGAUAAUAAUGUUUAA
Messenger RNA from Dictyostelium discoideum AX4, 1701 nucleotides. RefSeq lists its product as hypothetical. The record is from RefSeq and is a predicted model, not a curated record. Lineage: Eukaryota; Evosea; Eumycetozoa; Dictyosteliales; Dictyosteliaceae. The transcript has a single exon. Bases 1 to 1701 code for a protein of 566 amino acids.